Molecule: messenger RNA, 1533 nt
Organism: Toxorhynchites rutilus septentrionalis
Lineage: Eukaryota; Metazoa; Arthropoda; Insecta; Diptera; Culicidae
Exons: 1
Coding region: 1-1533 (510 amino acids)
Cellular component (GO): nucleus
Molecular function (GO): DNA binding
Source: RefSeq, a predicted model, not a curated record
AUGGUCCGGAAGUAUAUUAGAAAAACAACUUCCAAAUACACAAAAGAAGAGCUGGAUAUCGCAACAGCUGUCAUGCGGAAUGGAAAAAUUACACUGGCGGACGCGUGUCGAUUCUACAGAAUACCCAAAACAACCUUAUUCCGACAUGCUAAAGGAUUGAGUGGCAUCAAGAGCAGCUCAAAAGGAAGAUCCAUAGCCAUUCCGUUGGACAUAGAAUCAAACAUGGCAACGAACAUCAAGACAAUGGCAAAAUGGGGUUACGGUUUAUGCAAGAAGGAAAUAAUCAUCGCUAUGAAGCAGUAUUUGGAGAAAAACUCUAUCAAGACACCGUUUAAGAAUGGUAUUCCAGGAGAUGAUUAUUUCUUGAAUGUUAAACGACGGCACAAUUUGUCUCAAAAAAAACCACAAUCCGUCGAAGUAGCCAGAAAACGAGCCGCUGAUCCUUUUGUGAUUUCGCAAUAUUUUGAGUUGGUUCAAGAAGUUACCCACAACAUGCCUCCCGACAGAAUUUACAAUAUUGACGAAACCAGCUUCUGUUUGGAUCCAAGUCGCGUCAAAGUGGUUGGCCAAAAGGGAAGAGCAGCGCACAGAGUAACUGCCGGAUCGGGAAAGGAAAAUUUCACAGUACUUAUGGGUGGAAAUGCAGUCGGACAAAAGCUUCCUCCUCUCAUCAUCUUUAAAGGCAAAAGUAUCUGGAACAGCUGGAUGGCUAAGAGCGACGAAGAGUUUGUUGGUAUGACGUACGCUGCCACUGCAAACGGUUGGAUGGAGAAUGGAACUUUUUCGAACUAUUUCCAACGAAGCUUUCUGCCUGCUAUCGGCAAUGGUCGUCCCGCGGCUUUGAUAUACGAUGGACACGUUUCGCAUAUUUCUUUGAACAUAGUCGAAAUGGCCUUAAAAGAAAACAUCGUUAUUCUGAAGCUCCCCCCUCACACCAGCCACCUGCCUCAACCUAUGGAUCUUGCUGUUUUCAAGCCUUUUAAACUUAAGUACGACAACGCUAUCAUCAAAUGGCAACGCAAAAACUAUGGAGUUAAAAUAUCGAAACAACAAUUUUCGACCAUAAUUUCUCGGAUUUGGCACGAACUUGAUCCACAGAUGAUCAGAAGUGGUUUUAAAAAGGCUGGUAUUUUUCCUUUCGAUAACAAGGUGAUUCCGGAGACAACAUUUGAGCCUGCUGCUUUGGAAAGGUUCAAAAAAUCCAAGCAAUGCCCAAUGGUGCCACUACCAACAGAUGCAAUUUAUGCUCAGAGUGCUUUACCAAACUUUUCGAUAGAAUCGGCCCUAGGUUCCAUACCGAUAGAAAAUGCCAUUGUUGAACAGAGUACACAAAUCGAGAAGGUUAGUAAAAUUACUGAACAUUCGUUUGAAGCGGUUCUGUUGGAACACGUAAAGCAAGAAUCUAACCGCGGUAAGUCUAAACGGAAGCGAGUCUGUCCAGGAGCAGAGGUCAUCACAUCACCAGAAGCUGUGACUAAACUGCAGAAGAUAGAGUACGAUAAAAGAACAAAGACUAAGAAGGGUCGCAAAUGA